Messenger RNA from Diorhabda carinulata, 9285 nucleotides. RefSeq names its product ran-binding protein 9 (gene RanBPM). Gene Ontology annotation, cellular component: cytoplasm. Bases 49 to 1827 code for a protein of 592 amino acids. Gene Ontology annotation, biological process: cytoskeleton organization; cell surface receptor signaling pathway. The record is from RefSeq and is a predicted model, not a curated record. The transcript is spliced from 10 exons. Gene Ontology annotation, molecular function: protein binding. Lineage: Eukaryota; Metazoa; Arthropoda; Insecta; Coleoptera; Chrysomelidae.
UUGCCAUACCUGUGUCAAAAAAGGGCUUGCGCAUUAAAUUUCCAAAUAAUGAAAUUAGAGGGGGAAAGGAAGGGGUUUUUAGAAAUGGCGGACGUGUGUAGUGGUCAAAGUGUAAUGGAAUCGCAAAUAGAAAUGCAAAACAAUGCAGUCGAUCGAUUAAAAAAACUUUAUCCAGCAGUAAAUGAAGAUAAAACUCCUCUUCCUAGGGCAUGGAGUACCAAGGAUAAAUAUACCUAUAUAGGACUGUCCCAAAACAAUUUGCGUGUGCACUAUAAAGGUCAUGGAAAAACCCAUAAAGAUGCUGCUAGUGUACAAGCUACUCAUCCCAUCCCAGCUUCAUGUGGUUUGUACUAUUUUGAAGUGAAGAUUGUCAGUAAAGGCAGAGAUGGUUACAUGGGUAUUGGAUUAUCUGCUCAGGGGGUCAAUAUGAAUCGUUUACCAGGUUGGGAUAAACAAUCAUAUGGAUAUCAUGGAGAUGAUGGUCACUCCUUUUGUUCAUCGGGAACGGGACAACCUUAUGGCCCCACUUUUACCACUGGAGAUGUUAUUGGCUGUGGAGUAAACUUGAUAGAUAAUACUUGUUUUUACACAAAAAACGGACAUCACCUUGGUACUGCCUUUAGAGAUCUUCCGCCUAAUCUAUAUCCGACCGUUGGCUUACAAACCCCCGGUGAAGUGGUCGAUGCAAAUUUUGGUCAGGAACCUUUUGUUUUUGAUAUCGAAGACAUGAUGAGGGAACUCAGAUCUCGAACUAGAACCGAAAUAAAUGAUUUUAUUGUGCCAGAAAGCCAAGGAGAAUGGCAGGCCAUAUUAAAUAAGAUGGUAUCUACAUAUUUAAUACACCACGGUUAUUGCAAUACAGCAGAGGCAUUCGCCCACAUAACUGAACAGCCAUUUAAUGAAGAUAUAGGAUCGAUUAAAAACAGGCAAAAAAUAUUGAAGUUGGUGCUGGCAGGCCGAAUGGGCGAGGCAAUUGAAAAAACGACUAGACUGUAUCCAGGUCUUCUAGAAAAUAACCAAAAUUUAUUAUUUAUGCUCAAAUGUCGUCAGUUUGUCGAAAUGGUGAAUGGUUCGGACAUAGAAAUAUGUCACAAGAAAAGUAAUGUAGGUGGAUUUUCACCUGUACAAAUGUCCGUCAUUCAGUCUACAAAAUGUUUAAAAAAUAAAAGUGGAUCACAAGAUUCUGUGGAAGAAAUGAAUAGAAAUAACACUGCCAGGAACGGUAACAACUGUACCAAUGAAUCACAAUUAAUCAAUACAGAAGAUUGUGAAAUGGAAGAAAUGGAUGCUUCUGACGAAAUUCAGAACGGACAUGGAGAUACUUGUAUCAAUGGCAAAUCUAGUAAUAAUGGAUAUCAAAAUGGUAGUAGUAGUAAUAGUAAUAUUGAUGACACCGGAGAAACAACACUCGCUACAUGCUGUGAUAAUGAAGAAGAAGAUAUGGAUGUAGAUGUACCGUGCCGUAAAAAUAAUACAAAACAGUCUGUAGAAAGGAUAUUAGAAUUUGGCAGAGAAUUAUACAGUAUGAGCCAAAGGUUAAAAGCCGAUAAAAAUAGUAAAAUCAACGAAAAAAUGCUAGAAGACGCGUUUAGUUUAUUAGCAUAUUCAAAUCCAUGGGCCAGCCCUGUUGGUUGGCAGUUAGAACCUACACAGAGGGAAUCCGUAUGUGCAUCUUUAAAUUCUGCAAUUUUAGAAUCAAAUAAUAAACCAAGGAAACCUCCGCUAGAGAUCGCGAUGGCGCAUGCCCAGGAGUUGGUACGUUUGAUGUCGUCAUCGGGGCUCGGUUCAUGUGCCUUCGCAUCUCUCGUCGACAUACUCGAUCAGUGAUGGCAGUUUUUUUACCUUAACCACUCCGAGCAAACGCAGGUGACGUACUUUAUCCCGCAACAAAUAGUCCAGAAUAAGGGGCGAAUACAAGUUCGCGGUAAUUCGUUUGCCGCAAGAAGAAUAGGUACUUACUCCUCAAUUUUUUUUGUGAAGUUUUAAUGUCGUGUAUUUAAACGAAGUGUAUUUAUGGAAGAGGCAGUGGACCCAUCGAAAAAAAAAAAAAAUUAGUGGGUUAUUCAGAACAUCCUCAAAUCUACGAUAUUUUUUAUAUAUUACUAUGACUAUUUCUACUAUAGAUUUUGGUAUACUUAAAUUAAAAAGAUACACACUUAUAAAACUGCUUUUUUAACCCAUUAGCGCCCGAAAUUAUUUUUUUUUUUUUUUCAUUUAUAUAUUUACUGGUCUAUUAGAGUAUUAACAAUAAAAAUAAUACUCAAAAAAAUUGAAUUUAUUAGAUGCCACCGCAUGGUACCACUGGGCUGUCAAGAUACAAUGAAUUAACACAAAAGCACAUCUUUAUAUCUUUGAAAAUGAAAAUGAAAACUUUUCUAUUUUUAUUUCGCGUUUCAAGCAAAAUUUCUUUUAUGUAGGUGCCACUGUUGUUUCUCAUCGCUUCUCCUUGUUUUCCUCGACACCAUUCUACUCUUCCAUUAAGGUCCCCCAUGUUAUAAUACUGUUGUCACUUCUAUCCAUUUCCGUUUAUAAAAUAAUUAUUCAUGAUUUUUUUUUAUUGAUUUUGAUGAUUUUACUUUCGGUAUUUAGGUAUUUAUUCUUUCAGGUCUUUGACCUCCAAACAAUAUACUACAACUAGUGACCAUGAAGUUUCCAUUUCCGUUUAUAAAAUAAUUAUUCAUGAAUUUUUUGAUAAAAUAAGAUUUUCAGUCUGUACUAGCCCAACGGUUCACACUGGGGCAAAACACCAAAUUAAUGAACAUUGUAGUUUCAUGGCCGUAAGAAAAAAAGUUAAACAUCCAUAAUUUUAACAAGGAAACGGUUUCUGUAUACAAAUUUCAAUUUUGAUGUUUGGGGUGGCCUAGAAGAGACUUAAUUGGAAUCGUAAAUUGAUUCUACACCCUAUUUCUAGCAACUUUUAUUCGGAGCAAACGUAUAAAAUGGUUGCAGGGUUUUACGGCAAACCAAAACCCCUCUUUUUAAAUAUAAAAGUAGUAGGUACCCUUAAAUUCAAAAUAAAUUUUUUUCGCACAUAGGAUCUCCUUUUUCUUAGGAAUAUUUUCGAAUCUAAGAUCGUGAAUCCAUUGUCCAUAUGCCCGGUUAUAAUCUUUGAAAUCUAUAUGUGGAAAAAUUAAUAACUUCGUGUUCUUAUUGCUAUUAAUGCUCAUCCGAUACUGAAUUUUAUUGACUUUAUUGACUUUUGUUUUUACAAUUUAUUAAGCUCAAGAACAACUAUAAUAUGUUCAUAAAGUAUAAACAAACAUUAAAAAAAAAGAAACUGGAAUUUAUAGGGACAAUAUUUGAGAAAAGAGCUGCAAGGAAAAACUGCGACCUGCAAGUAAUUAUCAAUGGAAAGUAAACUAUAAACCUUGUAGUUAAUUUCUGUGGUAGUAGAUUUCGUUAUGAUUUUUUUUUUAUGUUUUUCAUUAAAAAGAAUCCAUAAUAUUUCAAGCUGCAUAAACUUAAAGUUAAAUUAUCGUUAUAAAGAUACAUUUUCCAUGAACGAACGUUUUAAUAAGAUAUCUUAAGGCAGAAAUAUUCAAUUAAAAAAACUAACGAUCGACAAUGAAAAUAGAAACCAAAAAGAACAGUUUAACCAAAAAAAUAUGGGGAAAAUCGAAAUUUCAUAUAUCGGUCCACCAAAUGCAUAUGUUCGCCCCACCUUGUGGCGUCUGUUGCAUUGAGCAUACCAUCAAAGUGAACAGCUGGAAGAAGAGUCCUAGAAGUUUUUAAAGCUUCGCCGUAACGAGCUUGAUAUACCUAUACUAACUUUGAAUUGUAAAUUUGUUGCUUUAGUACCCAACAGUUGCUUAGUGCAACAUCUAAUAUCCAUGUAAAUAUAUUCCAAUACCACUUUUUGCUUCUUAUACCAACCCGGUAAUUGGAAAAAAUGCACAUAAAAACAGUCUUAUCCAUAUUUUGAUGAUGUUUGACGAGAAACCCCUGCAUCUGUAGACGCCGUGGUGAGAACAAAAUUAUCUAGCCAUUUAAAUAAAGGUAAUCCAGAUUAUUUUACCAAAACGUGCUGAUAUUUUUUUUUUUGGAAAAAGUUUUUAUCAAGUAAUUGGUAUGAUUUCUGAAUCUGGUUUUCCAUUAUGGUUCAUAGAGCAACAUACUAUAACAAUUGUAGUUAACUAAAUAGGUAAAACCCUGUAAACAUGAAUAUUGUAGAGUGAAUGUAUAUGACAUAAUUUUUUAAUCAUUACCACUAAUGAAAAUGCCUCCAUGAGGAUUUUAACCCAAAAUUGACGAGGUAAACAUCUGUUAAGUUCAAAGACCACAUUUUAUAGCCAAAUCUAAUCGUCUUACCACGGAUGAACUGCUUUCAUCCGUGGCAGGCAUUCAUUAGAGGACGAAUCGUUCUCGCUUUAUCUAAAGAAUCUAUUUUAGUAUUACUUGCCAAAUAGAGAAACCUUUGAAUCUGUAAAAAACGAUUUUGUCUCAUAGAGUCUUCUGCAAGAGUUCUUCCUGUACCUUCUUGAUUCUUUACCUUUACGGUUUCUGAUCAAUUAUCUAUUUGAAUAUCAAUAUCAAUUUUCUAUCAAUUCUUCGUUUUUUCCUUGCAUCUCUUUUGUUUCCUUUUACUGGCACUCUUUUUUUUCUAAAUUCUGUUCUAAUCUCUCUUCCUUUUUGUAUUAUUCAUUUCAAAUUCCACAGUAGGUCUGUUUUUUUGUUAUUACCCUUGACCUAUAAAUUUAGCAUAGUCAUUUUCACCGGUCGUAUCAACUUGUAGUGUAGUUUUUCCAUGUCCUUUAUAAUCGUCCUCCUUUUCAGACUGUCAAAUGCUUAUUUGAAGUCGAUGAAAAGCAUUUGCAUAUUAAUGUAGUGUUAAUAGCUAUUUUCGAUCACUUGUUUUAUAGUAUGUAUCGCAUCUACUGCUGAUUUUCUUUGACUAAAAUCUUUUUGAUAUGCCCCUAUUCCAGUCUUCCAUUUAUUAAUGUUGUUAGUACUUUGUAUAGGGUAAUAAGCAAACUAAUACCUCUAUAAUUGGGUUUGCUCCCGUCAUUGUUGGUAUAAUCAAUCCAGUAAACCACUUUCUCGGCAUUGCUUCUGUUUCCCAUACUUUUUCUAUGAUCUUGAAUGUUUUGUGUCUUAGGUUAUCUCCACUAUAUUUUAUUAGUUCAUUCACUAUUUCGUCUGCUUCUCCUUUUUUAUUGUUACACAAAUAUGCUACAAUUUAAACAGUGACAUUGUAAUUGCUUAUUCUAGAAAUAUGAUUCACUUUUUUUGAAACACUUACAUUUUAAGAAACUUCUUGUAAAUGUUUCUAUCGAUAGCAACAACAAUUCGAUGAAAGUAUUUUUACUAAUUGUUACAAAUUCGAGAAAACUGUAUUGCAUCCCAUCACAGACUGAACUGGUUUAAAACAAAACUAUUCUCACACCUUGACACGACAAUAACUGACUAAAUGUCGCGCUUUAAAAAAAAAGAAGUUAAGCUGUCACACCCUGUAUUUAAUACUGCAUCUUAACUCCUUUAGGUUUUCAAAUUUCACAGAUUUUUGUUGUUGUGUUUCUAUCAAUUAAAUUGAAUUUUAGUUGCUUUAGAAGGGCUCAAAGCUUUUAUUUUUUUAUUAAUUAAAUUGAGGUAUGUAUCUUUUAUAAUUUAAAUAAAUUAACCAAUAUCUAUAUAUUACAAUAAUUAAUGUGUAUUCAUUUAUUUCUAAAUUUUUAUUAAAUUAUAGAACAGUCUAAAAUACUACUAAGAAGAUUUUUGUUUUCAUAUUUGAUCAAAUUUAAAUCCUGUGUGCUACUGAAACAGUCAAAAUUAUAAUUAAAAAUAAAUAUACAACGUGUUUCAUAAAUAAUAUAGAAUAUUGUAGUAGACGCCUCGUUACUCUAUUUUAAAACGAAACGUUCUUAUAAAUAUGUGUGAUAAAUAUUGUAGUUAAUGAUAUACUUAACCUAACCUCAAUCCAAAAUGCAAGCGGUUCAAAGAUACCAGGGUUGUUACAACAACCUUGUAUGAUACAAACAGGCUGGUAAAAUUACUUUGAUAACUUACUUGAAUUAAAUUUACUCAACAGAUUUUAAUAAAAUAAUUUGCUCAAACACACUGUCGCUUAUCUUUCUCCUAUUUGAUCUCAUAAUCAAGCCACCCUAAAAAAAAGUCUUUCUACAGAGCUAGGCAAGCAGGUGUCAUAUUUCAAGAAUAACAUCUUUACUGUAGGAUAUUUAUUUAAUGAUUGCAGGCUGACAUCAUCAUCCUUAAAAUAUUGUAAUGAUUAAUAGUGGUGUUUGCAUUUGCACUAUCACUAGCUAGUGAGGAAUCGGACUAAUCAUAGAACAUUUAAUAGGAUUCAACUUUAUGAUCGUUUUUAAGUUUUCUCUCUUCUACAAGGAACAUUUCCAUAAUAUGUUUGCUAUUUCCUUUUGGCAUCCAUUUUAAUUUAAAAAAAGGAUAUGACACCGAUGCCAAAAUUGCAUCUUUACAUUUAUUAUCCUUCAAAUCAUGAAAUUUUCCGAACCUAAUUUCUAAGUUUUUUUAAUGUUUCUAUCAGUACUUAACAGUAUAUGGGAUUCCAUUUGUAAUGAAUGCAAGAUUUUUUGUAUCCCCAUUAACUCAGGUAGCAGGCAUCCAUAAAAUAUUUCUUUAUCUAUCUCUAAGCUUUUGAUACCGUCUGCUAUGGGUUUUGUAUAGUUGGUAUAUUCAAUCCUAGUUGUCUUAAGGUUUCAUUUAAAGUUUUCUGAACCUUCAAAAGAUCCAUAAUACAUUUAUAAUAUGAAUUCCAUCUUGUUGGAGAUAUCCCGGUAGUUUCAAAAUAUAUUUCAGACGCUUUGGGGGAUCUGGAGCACAAAUUCCAAAUUGCUUGACAUAUAGCCAUAGUUGCAUCAUACAGCUUUUUAUAUUUUUCUGAGAUUCAAGAAAUUCCUUUAAGAGGAAUGUCUCAUCGUCGUCAUGUUCAUCAUUAUUAUCAUUGUCGUCAUCAUUUUUAAUUACUGAAAUGUUUUUUACAUCAGAUGACGAGGAAAAAAUUCCAUCAGUAGCGUCCAUUUCUAAAUCAGAUUUUUCAUAAAUUUUAAAUGCUUUUAACAUAUUUCAGCGAUUAUCAGUUACAGUUUUUGUUAUUUUUGUUACCCUCAAAAUGAUACUCUGAUGUAUAUGUCAAUAAUCAGUUCUGCCACUUUGUCGAAGGUAUGAGUUCCUUUAAAUCUUCUACAAGCUAUUUCUUUCAAAUGUUUGAAGAUCAAUCCAAUGAACAGUCGUACCUGUAUAACUUCUCUUUGAUAAUGACCAAUAGUUUUUAAUUUUAUUUUUAGAUUUUUCUUAUAUUCUGAGCACAUAUCAGCAAUUCUCUUGUUACAUGUGCGACGGCACAUAAAUUUUGGUGGGUUUUGUAGUUUUUGACCCUUCAAUUAGGGUCCUAAAUGAUUUAUUUUCGACAAUAGAUAUUGGUGACAUUGUAUCAAUUAUGAAAUCUAUAACCAACUUGUCUAAAUUAAUUUUAUACUGGCAAAGAGUGCUUUGUAUCAGUUUCUUAGAGUAUUUGCACUAGUUUCAUCAUUGUGUGUGCCAAUUUUUUUCUUUUUGGAGGUUCUGGCUUGGGAUUUCAAAUUUUCAUACUCUGUCAAUAGAUCACCAUGAUCUUCACAAGAACCAGAGUCAGCUAUUGCAAUUUGUUUAUUUAUAUACACCAAUUAUCUAUGUAUUACAAGACUAAGACUAUGUAACAAAUAAAUUGGAAAUAAAAUUAACAUGUUACUUUUAUAUGAUUUAAAAAAAUUUGUAGUCGAAAUUGUUUCAUGACCUUGGCAGGUACAGUUUUACCUUUCUUGCUAAUGUCCUCAUAUCCAGCUAACUUUUCUUUACGUACACUGCAAAUCCAGGCAUCUGGUUUUUUCACUCUUUUUCUUCACUAGAUGUUUUAUUUGUAACUUUUCUGAAAGAUUUCUUGUGACUGUCACCAGGAGAUCCUACAUCUGAUUCAUCAUCAAUUGUAAGGUAUAAGUCUUUCUCCAGAUCACUAGUUGUUACAUAGUUCAAUUUUUUCUUCGCCUUAUUUGAAGUAGAGGUCUUACAAAUAUCGGCAUAUGAGGAACUUGAAUUACCGUCCGAUAUAUGUUUGUCCUCAUCAGGAUAUAUCCUCUCCAAGAUUAUUUAACCAAAUAAUAAUGAUUUGUGACAUAAGAAGAUAGGUGUAAUUGAGAAGCCACAUUUAGUUAGGGAUACAAUAAUAUAUUACGGUUAAAACAGUAAAAACCUUAACUGACCUUUGUUUUAGUUUAAAUUCUCAUCAUUUGACUGAAGUAAACUUAGUAUCUUGAUUGCCCUAGAAGUAAAAUGUUCCAUAUUUGUUUGUCUAAUAAUCAAAACACUUUUAUAAUUAUUACAUCACUCUUGUAAUAAUUAAUAACAGGAAAAUUAACAGAAUAAACAGUCCUAGUAAACUUCACAACACAAGAAGGUUAUAAAGUUAUUAUUUUGUCUAUGAUACAAGCAGUAGUACAUGUCCUAUCCACCAAGAGUGUGACAGAGAGGAAUUCGACGCUAAGUCCACUUGGUGCCUUUCACCUCUCUUACAAAUGGUCAUGGAGUUUUCUUUUUAAAUCUCUUAUCUUCGUUAUUUAUGGGACUAGGACGUAGUGAUAAAAAAUCAACAUUAAGGACUUGGUCAGUAUUAGUAAAGGCAGUAAUAAACAAAAAAUCCACGUGAUAAAAAAUUCUUAUUCGUUUUUUGCUUUAGUUUUUAGGUUAGAUCCAACAUUAUGACAAAAAAAAACGUGGAAUAAGCAUGUUUUCUCGUAUUAUUUCUAGUAGCGUCACAAGAAAAAAUGAAUUUCAUUUAUAUGUCCUUUACAAUUCAACAUCCUGUAUCUCAUUAAUGAUUAGAUUUAUCACACAUGUUUAUAGGAACUUUUCGUUUUAAAAUGAAGUAACGAAACGCUCACUACAAUAUUUUUGUUUGAUGGAAAUUGAAAACACUCUGUUUCUUCCUUAAUAAUUUUGUUUUUUGACUUAUGGACUGCGGUUUUUUUUACUGACAUGGUUAUAAAAAGCAAUUUAAAAAAAAAUGGGCUCGACAGUUUGCAAAUAUGUAAAUUUAAAAUGAGUGUAUAUAUAUACGAUGGUUUUUUUAUAUUUAGUUUUAAUUUAUACGUUGAUGGUUGAAAUUAUAUACUAAUAUUGAAUAUUAUAAUUGUAUUUUUUAAAUAUUUUAAUUUUUAAUAUCAUCAGCCUGUGACGACGUUGACUAAAAAUAUUGCAAAAAAUUUCUGUUCUUCAUUCAAGAAUUUUUUAUAAGAUUUGAAUAAACGUAUUUUUUGGGUAAAUAAAUGAUUAUAAAUA